This is a messenger RNA of Cheilinus undulatus (humphead wrasse), 1266 nucleotides long. RefSeq names its product prostaglandin F receptor (FP) (gene ptgfr). The coding region runs from base 163 to 1266 and encodes 367 amino acids. Gene Ontology annotation, cellular component: plasma membrane. The record is from RefSeq and is a predicted model, not a curated record. Gene Ontology annotation, molecular function: prostaglandin F receptor activity. The transcript has 3 exons. Gene Ontology annotation, biological process: adenylate cyclase-activating G protein-coupled receptor signaling pathway; inflammatory response; positive regulation of cytosolic calcium ion concentration. NCBI's taxonomy places the organism in Eukaryota, Metazoa, Chordata, Actinopteri, Labriformes, Labridae.
UAGAGGGAAUAUAAAAUAAAUGGAAAAAAUGUGUUUAUACUUCCGUGCGAGCUGACAGGACGUGAGUUUGUUCAGAUGAUCAUCAAAGACAAAGAGCGGAGAGGUCCUUAAGUCAUGGAGCAGUGUGAACGACAGCAGCAAACCUGAGAGUUUAACUCCAUCAUGUCCGCCAAUGGGAGCUCAGAUACAGACUGCAGGUCAGAGAUCAGACCUAGCAACACAACCUGCAGUCACAGGGAGCUCUCUGUCACCACCUCUGUCAUCUCCAUGACAGUGGGCAUCUUAUCCAACAGCCUCGCCCUCUUCAUCCUUGUCAAAUCCUACAAACGCAUCCAGAUUAAGUCUAAGGCCUCCUUUCUGCUGUUUGCAAGCAGCCUGGUGGUCACAGACCUGCUGGGUCACCUCAUCAACGGCUCCCUGGUGCUGUUUGUGUAUGGCUCUCACAAGAAAUGGGAGAUAUUUGACCCUCACCGCAUCAUGUGCAGCAUCUUUGGAGCAUGCAUGGUGUUCUUUGGCUUGAGCCCCUUGUUUCUUGGAAGUGCAAUGGCGGUGGAGCGCUGCAUUGGAGUCACCAGGCCCAUCUUCCACUCCACAGCGCUAGCUUCCCAUCACAUGAAAAUGCUGUUGGGACUCACCUGGCUGCUGGCUGCGCUGGUGGCUGUGCUGCCUGUGGCUCUAUGGAGGCCCUAUAAGGUUCAGAGUUCCAGAAGCUGGUGCUUCUUCCAUAUGGAGGAGCCCAAAGACUGGCUAGAUGUGCUCCUGCCUCUGCUGUUCUCCAUGCUGGGACUUUUGGCUCUGCUUCUCUCGAUUGUGUGCAACUCUCUGACUAGUUGUGCUCUGCUGCAGGCCAGACUGAGGCGCAAACAUCACUGCAGGGGCCCAUCCUACCACAUCGAGAUGAUCUGCCAGCUGCUGGCUAUCAUGUUGGUGUCCUGUGUGUGCUGGGGCCCUUUACUGAUCCGUGUCAUCAUCCUGACCACCAGAGCUAAAGACGAGCCAACCUCCUUCAGCCUCCUCAUGGUGGUGCGUAUGGCCACAUGGAACCAGAUCCUGGACCCCUGGGUCUACAUCCUCCUGAGGAAGGCUGUUCUGAGGAAACUCUUCAUGUUGUUUCAUGGCUGCAUGGGUUCAAGAUCUCACAACCUGAACAGUUGGCAACGCACCGUCCUCCGCAGCUCAUUGGAGACAAGCAACCUAGCUGCUGGUCCAUCCUGUGGCCUCAGUAGAUUACCCCCACCAGACACUGCGAUCAAAUCCAUUACCUGA